CUAACUCGGACCCCCGAUGUCAAACAUCCGAUUGUUGUGCGCCAUCCUGUGGUAGCUCUGGCAUGAUAACAUUGUGAACACUUGGAUAGAGUAGAUGCAUUCCAGGACAGCGAUAUGCAUGCAGCUCGCUAGGGAAUCCAAUCAACACUCUUCCGUCUCCGACAGUGUUCCGAUCACCUCAUGCUUAUGCUGUAAGUCAAUCAAAUUCCUCAUGUAGGUUUCUUGAGUCAUCACCCCCCUCCAACCCGUCACUAUACGUGAUGCAUCUGCCAGCAUUGCAUUCCCACGGAGUUUGCCGCAGCACAUGAAUGCGGUGAUAACGCCCCGUUCUUCUCUCACGACGAUGAUCAAUUUCCCCACAAGCAACUUUGUAAAUCAUGUCGCUGCGAACAAUGUAAAUAUCAGCCCUGUGCCGAGUAUGCUAGAUAUCAGGCUAGGAGAACGUAUAAGCAGAACGCCGCCCCCUGUAUCGAUGCACUUUUGAAGAAUGAGUUAUCGGCAGUCUUCUUGAGCAAACAGUGCUCAGAAUUUCCAACAUCGAUCCUCUCUUCGGCUUCUACUUGCGCGACGGUCUAGGCCGACCAUGAGCAGUAUAAAUCCAGCGAUCGAGCCAUGAAACUAGCCUGCAGUAUCUAGAAAUUGUCUGAGUAGGCCUGUGAACGUUUGCCAAAAACUACUGUAUCUGGGAAUUGAUCUUAGCAGUUCCGCGCUCAAAAUCGCAGUUUCCGAGGCUUCGGGCCGUGGUCUUGAUAGCGACCUCCCUUCAAACCGAGAGAUGCGCGCGAGAGGGACCGUGACGAAGCGCACGCAAGACUUGAACGCGUUAAUGUGUUCGCCGACUGUACAUGAUAUCUGGUCGAAGAAAGAAAGCAUGCGUUGGGACCCAUCGAAGACUACGCGAUAUCCUUUCCAUUUCGAAACUCUGGCGCUUCGUCAUACAUAG
Messenger RNA from Periconia digitata, 943 nucleotides. The record is from the annotation of a GenBank genome assembly. Lineage: Eukaryota; Fungi; Ascomycota; Dothideomycetes; Pleosporales; Periconiaceae.